AUGUUGCACCCAACUGCUCGACUUCUUCAGGAAAUCAAACAAUCUCCAGAGCAAAUGCGCUCACUGGCCCUUGAGACAAUCAAGGUCCAGAACAAAUGCACUCACUGGCCCUUGAGACAAUCAAUGAAAUCAAACACCCCUCCAGUGAAACGCUCGUCCCUUGAGACAAUCAAUGUCAACUAUCCUGCAGAUCAAUGCCCCCAAGUCUUCACUGAUGGGUCAUACGUAGAAUGCCAAGCAAACGUUGGUGCAGGUGUCUAUUCUGAACUUUUCUCUGUCUACGCAGCAGCGGGACAUAAUAGAUCCGCGCUCUUUCUACGCAGCAGCGGGACAUAA
This is a messenger RNA of Rodentolepis nana, 336 nucleotides long. The record is from the annotation of a GenBank genome assembly. NCBI's taxonomy places the organism in Eukaryota, Metazoa, Platyhelminthes, Cestoda, Cyclophyllidea, Hymenolepididae.